AUGGAUACCCUAUCUCCGAAUAACUGCUCCAAGUCGAGCUCCAGCGGCAGUUCCGCGGCCAGCUCCUCCAUGGAUCUAGGCAAGCAGCAGCAAAAGGAGCAGCUGCAUCGCCACCCGCGAUGCGGCCCCAAGAAGCUCUCCCGCUCCAGGAGCCUGCUGCAGUUGCUCAGCAAGCAUCUGGGCAAGCAUUUUCACCAUCAGCAUCAGAACGAAACGGUUUACAGCAGCCAGGACGAUAUUAGGAGCAGCUCCACGGACUCCUUCAGCCUGAGCUAUGAGCGCGGCAGCCACGAGUGCCCCAUCAAUGGGUCCUCGCUGGACUUGGAACACACUUCCAGGACCUCCAGUGCCUCGGCCUGCUCCAGGUACUCACCGGGCUUGGACUACUACGAUCAGCAGGCUCACAUCUACGUUGAGGCUGUGUAUAGGCCCGGCAGCGCCAUGGAGCAAAUGCAUCCCCAGCUGCAUUUCGAGGAGGAUAGCAGCGAGGGCGAGGGCGAGGGCAGCGGCAAUGAGGCAGAGGACGAGGUGGAACUGGGCACCGAUGAGAACGAAAACAGUAAGCCCCGGUCAGCGUCGGCAGCCUCCGCCUCAGCCAAAUCGUCCGGCCUGCAUCUCAGCCGGAUCUCCAUCUCCUCCUCGGUGAGCCGAAUGCUCCAGCACUUCUCCAGUCCCACGGCCAACCACGCCUCGAUGCGGUCCCUGUCAUGCAGCAGCACUCCGCUCCGGCAGCCCAAGAAGUCCCUGUCGCCGAACAACUCCAACAGCAGCAGCAGCAGCAGUCGCUCCGGCUCCAGCUCCAAGUCCUCUUCCGGCGGCGGUCCUGCGUCCAAGAAGGAGAAGAAGCAGCAGAGCAUCCUGCGACCGCCAGUGCAGUACGUGUCCCUGAAGGGCAUGUCAGGGCUCUACUCCCGAGUGCCCAGCUACGCGGUCUGCUACCCGUACACCCUGCAACACAUGUACUAG
Drosophila kikkawai is the source of this 966-nucleotide messenger RNA. RefSeq lists its product as uncharacterized. The record is from RefSeq and is a predicted model, not a curated record. Lineage: Eukaryota; Metazoa; Arthropoda; Insecta; Diptera; Drosophilidae.